AUGGCGACCGAGAGAAAAAAGUUGGCGUCUAUCGUAUUGCACGAUAUGGAGCUGCCGGUAGAAGCGCUGGAAGUGUUUGGAAGAAACCAGAUUGACGCGAAGCGGCUAGGGGAGGUAUCUCGAGACGAAAUUGUGGACCUUUUUGCCUCAUCUUCGUCAGGCUCGGAAAUCAAAUGGAAUACGGAAGAAAUUUUCCGACGAAUCUCGGAUUGGCGUCAAAUGCAGGGAUACGAUUUUAUUACGUUCGAAGCAGUAGACGUCGAAAACUGUUCCGAAAUCCAGGAAACUGUUGAACCGUUUGUUGAAAACUGCCAAGAAACAUCCAUCGAGCAAGCUCAAGAAGAACAUGAAACAUGUAUCCCACAACAUCAAAGGGAGCAGGAAGCAUUGCCUGAUAACGACGAGCCUUCAUCUUCAUUCAAGGUUUCGUUCAAUUCGUUCUCGCAUCGAUCACCAUUUACACCGGAGGUUCUUCUGGACUUGCUAAAAAAAACGGAAGGUGGGCAAUGCAUAAUUAAGCGCAGCACCUAUGGUUUGCUCUCUGUAGAAAGCCGAAAAGAGCUCCUCUGCUUCAUUGCCAAAUUUCAUCUCGAUCAUGGUUUCCGGACUGACGAGAGUAUUCUUAAAGAAUACCUAGCUGCAAUAUUCACGGUAUUCCCCCUCGAAAAAUCUAUUGCCAACAAAUAUUUCAUCCCAAGAGGUGGUUCGAAAAAGAACCCGGGAGGCCAACUUUAUAAUUUAAUAGUAAAUACGAAGCAAAAACGAGCUAAAAGAGCAAAGCUAGAAGAACUUCAUCAAAAAAAUUUUGCUCCUGUGAGCAACGAUUCCGUAGAAGAGGUAGACGUUCUCGUCAAUGAUGCAGUUUUGUGGUUGAAACAAUAUUCCAAGCCGUGGACAACCACACUGGACAAAUGGAACAUUUCUUUUCCAAAGAGACGAACCAAACUUUGUAAAUCUUCGAAUUUUUUGGAUUUAACUGCGGAAUUUCGUCACUACGGCGAUGAAUACGGUUUUCAAUUGGUUGAUAUCGAUUUUCGACUUUUGGGAAACGGCAAUCCAGAUGCUUUCAAUAAAUGGGAACGUCUUAUACCAGCUUUGACCAGGUAUCUGAAUAGACAGUACAAUGACGAAUUAUCGAAAGAUCUCUUGUACCACUUAACUUCUGAAUCAUCUGACUCGAAUGUAAAACUCUGUUCCAUUUUACUGCUGUUGAACAAUAUCUUCAAGCCUACUAAAGUUACCCGAGAAUUCAAGCCAACUGUCGUCUUCGCACAAGAAGACAUCAUUAUAUUUGCAUCGACGGACGAAGAAGUGGACCAGAAAAUCGCAGAAAGGGAAAUAUCUUACGGCAAAUUCGGAUUUCCGCCAACACCAAAGCUUUUAUUUCGCGGAGAAAAUGCCUGGACUUUAACCGGUACAUUCGAACUGCAUUUCAAAGAUAUCGUGUACCGUAUCGACUCGGUUGCUGGUGCAGUAGACGCAUUCGUGAAGUUCAUUACUGUGUUCGGAAUAAAUUGUUCACCAGUUUGCAGGCUGGUGUGGAAUUUCAUCAGAUCGUAUGUGUACGAAAUUCCCGUUGCGGAAAAGUAUGAGUGCAUAGAAACAUUAAGACGUAUAUUGGAUAAGGCAUAAUGUUUACCUGUUUUGUUCAAAACUGUUGUGAUGAGUUCACAUCAGCACUUGCAUUUUGCAAUCAUUUAAAAGAAGUUCAUAAAACUCCGAUAAAAUAUCGAUACAAAUGUUCAUAUAAGAAUUGCCAACAAAUAGCAUCAAACUUUUACACGUUUAAACGCCACGCUAUGGCGCACGAUGCUUCGUACACUAGUAAUAGAAACACAAGUGAAAUCAUUACACGCAGCCCAGAACAUAUGAACUCGAGUCAACAAUUUGCCACAGCAGUUUGUUCUGAGAACGAUGCAACUGAUGAAAAUAGUCAUGCCACCCCGGAAACUCAACGCUAUUUAUCCACGAUUUUGGACAUUCAGAAGGGAGCCGUUGAAUUCAC
Molecule: messenger RNA, 2005 nt
Organism: Uranotaenia lowii
Lineage: Eukaryota; Metazoa; Arthropoda; Insecta; Diptera; Culicidae
Exons: 5
Coding region: 1-1632 (543 amino acids)
Source: RefSeq, a predicted model, not a curated record